UCGGAGAUUCACUCGCUCGUUGCGGCCGGUCUGUUUCUCGCACCGGUGUUGGUUGUUAUACAGUGUACCCAAUGUGGUGACGUUUAUUGGAGGAAUUUGCACCGAGUGAGUGUUCAGCGUAGUGUUAUCAAUCGUAAUCGUUGUCGAGAUCCUCUGUUCUCCCUGGAGCUCUUCAACACUGAGAGAAUGUCUUCACCGGGCUGUCGUCAACGUCUCGACUUCAGCGAUGAGCCUGUCGAAGAACUCAAUACCUCGUCUGACUCUGGUUCAGAGCCUGGAAUAGUUCCGCGGACCCCGUGGGUAGGCGGUAAGCAGAAGCAAAUCGGCAGAGUGACCCCGAUUCAGCGUACCCCGGCUACACCUACCCUUGUGAAUUCCCCCCCGUACCAAGGUAUUCGUACCUUGCGACUUAUGGGAUCUCCACAAACGCCAAAAACUUUAUUCGAACGGAGUCAACAGCCGAAGACCGAACCACGGAUUCGAGCGCGGCUCUUCCCGGAUAGGGAUGGUUCACAGUCGCCAAGAGCGCGACGUUCGAAUUGCGGAAUCGGCUCCGGAGGUCCUCUGUUCGGCGACCUAUCUGCGAAAAGGCCGUCGAGAACGCCGCUGGUUGAAAGGAAACAGGUCAACGUGAAUCCAUUCACACCGAAGGGAUUGCUCGAGUGUCAAAGGAAGCGACCCAGAGAAGAUACGAGUAACAAUAAUAAUUACGAGCUCGGCUGCAACUUUUCCAUCUGUGGUAUCGAGGAACUCGAUCGUCAAGCCAAAGUCCAGCGAAUGUAUCUCUCCCCGAACGAUGAGGCGUACUCGAGAUAUGAACAAGAAUUCCUCGAACUCGAACAAAUCGGCAGUGGCGAGUUCGGCGCGGUUUUCAAGUGUAUCCACCGAUUGGAUGGCUGUGUUUACGCGAUAAAAAAGCUCAAGAAGCCGAUGCAGGGGAGUGCGGCGGAAAAAGCCUCACUCACCGAAGUUUGGGCUCACGCGGUGCUCGGAGCGAACACUCAUGUCGUUCGAUACUAUUCAGCGUGGGCAGAGCUCAAUCACAUGAUUAUUCAAAACGAGUUCUGUAACGGAGGCAGCUUACAGGAGGUGAGCCGUCAAAGAACCGGCAUUCCGAUGAGCGAAGCUCAAUUGAGAAGAUUGGGACUGCACGUAGCUAAUGGGCUUAAGUUCAUCCAUAAUCAAAACCUGGUUCAUAUGGAUAUCAAGCCCGGGAAUAUUUUCAUAUCAAAAAAGGAAGCUUGUUCAGAAGACGACGGUUUCGAAGAUGACGAUGCCGGGGAAAACAUCACGUACAAAAUUGGAGAUCUAGGUCUAGUCACUUCAAUUCUGCACCCUGAAGUCGAGGAAGGCGAUUGUCGGUACAUGGCCCCGGAAUUGUUGAGAGAUGACUACUCGAACCUUCAGAAGGCCGAUAUCUUCAGCUUGGGUCUCACACUGUAUGAACUGGGCCACGGUAUCACGCUACCUAAGAACGGAGACGACUGGCAGAAGCUUCGUCGUGGCGAACUUGAUCCCAUACCGAAAUUCAGUGAUGAAUUCAACAAUAUCCUGCGAAAAAUGUGCCAUCCCGAUCCCAGUCUGCGGCCGUCCGCUCAUCAACUAGUUUGCAAUCCAGAUUUCGUGCCAUCCACCGAAAAAUCCAAUGCACAGUUAAGGAUGGAGCUUAACGCCGAAAAGUACAAAUCACAGAUGUUGGAAAAGAAGCUCCGGCAAGUUGCUAGACGGCUCGAGAAGUGUACUGAUUUCAGGUUGAAUUUCGAUUUCCUGAAAAAUCCGCCAAAGUUUGUUGCAAAUAGAUUGCCGCAGGAUGAGUGGCGAGCGAAUUGUUGAUACCGCUUUUGGGUGGCGGUGAUUUGCGCCGCCGUUGUUCGUUUCAUUGUUCGUCGCCACUCUCUCCAUUUGUACUUACCCCAACAAUAAAUAUCGAGAAUGGAUAAUCAAAUGAUACUUGUUCAAUAUACUACCGGUCAUGAAUGUAAAUACGAACACUGAUAUUUGCGGAAAGGUCAUUCGGAAUAUAGGUAAUUGAUUUCCGUGUUUACACGACGCGAGAUAGACGUCUCGUUGUCGACUGCAGUACAACUUUUAAAAUGUUAGCGUUGCCAGAACUCUGGCCAAAAUAUUUUCAGAUGGUAAAUGUACCUAUUCUCAAAGAAAACUAGGGCAAACUUAGUGAGGAAAAGCCAAGACGGUCGCUUAAAGCGUGGUAUUGGACAAUCCCUUGUCGAAUAAUAUUCCGUUGAGAGAUAUAUCUUGCGCGUUGUGCUAGUCUCCGAUGGAAAUUGUGGGUUGAUGUUCGAGGCGUGAGUGAACAGAUCAAUCAACAAUCAAUCUGUCGAAGAGGAAUCUUCUACAGAAUGUUCACUCAUUUUUAAUUGUACGCGGCUCGUUCUGCUCAGUGGGAGC
Messenger RNA from Galendromus occidentalis (western predatory mite), 2409 nucleotides. RefSeq names its product wee1-like protein kinase. The coding region runs from base 187 to 1833 and encodes 548 amino acids. The record is from RefSeq and is a predicted model, not a curated record. NCBI's taxonomy places the organism in Eukaryota, Metazoa, Arthropoda, Arachnida, Mesostigmata, Phytoseiidae. Gene Ontology annotation, molecular function: magnesium ion binding; non-membrane spanning protein tyrosine kinase activity; ATP binding. The transcript has 6 exons. Gene Ontology annotation, biological process: mitotic cell cycle; protein phosphorylation. Gene Ontology annotation, cellular component: nucleus; cytoplasm.